GAUUACACCGCCUAUUCGAUUCCUUUGAUUCAAGUCGAGGAAAGCAAAGAAAUAUUGGAAAAACAAUUGGAUGAGUUAUCCAAACUCAUGGCAGCCUUUGAUUUAGGUAAAAACCAUGAAAAUUCUGAUGAUGAAAAAUCAGAAAACCAGAACGACCUAGUCUACGGGUUCAGUUCCGACGACGAAUUCGAAGACGAACCAGCAGACAACCCAUUCAAUGUAAAAAUUGUGGAGGGAGAGUCGUCAAGAAAUCCGUUCAAAAGAAAAAGAACGAUUGGACAAGAAAAAGAAUUCUAUCGUCAAAAAUUUGAAAAACAUCAUAUAAAUGGUGGACCAGGUACGUUAGACAUUGACUGUGUUGAUGAUAUUAACACAGCAAUAAGAGAUUGGUACAAUACCAAUUCUAGGGGGGAGAUUGAAGAAACAAUAAAAAACCUGGAAAAACUUCAACAUUCCAGCAAAUCUUGGGCAGACCAAAUUGAAGAAGAAGAAGCUCAAAAGGAAAUUCAAACCUCAGAGCUUAUUCAAAACAAAGUUGCACAGGCCCGAGCCCAACAACAACUACCUUCACAGGUAAAGGAGACGAACUCUCCUCCUUCAGAGGAAACAGUUCAACAUGAGGCUUCAUCCUCAAAACUGUCUUCACAGACAUUGGAGAAGAACCCUCCGCCUAAACAGGAAAAGGUUCAGACUGAGGAUUCACUCUCAAAAGAAGCCUAUGUAAUUUUUGAUGGUCUAAUGAAAGGCGUUUAUAAAAAUUGGAAUAUUGCCAAAUUACACAUCAUCGGCAAGCCAGUAAGACGCCAGAAGUAUCCAACCUACGAGGAUGCUCUGAAAGCCUACAAAAGAGCUUACCAUACAGUCUCGACAGAUCCAGACCUCCAAACGGACAAAUCUUUGGGGUAUAGCAAAAGGAUAGCUACUCAGCAGUUGAUCCAAAGGCAACUAAAGGACGUCUCGACAGAACCCAACGAAGUCGAGUUCCACAGAAACUGGAAAUGGCUAACGGAGUACUCAGAAGAGUUCACUCAGGAAUGCUUCUAUCCGGCAAACUCCAUCACCGGGGUAAAGGCAGUAUUCCUAACAGGAGCCAGUCCGACCUUAAUAAACUCCUUUUUUAAGAGUGGAUUAAUUUCAACAAUCUACUUGCAAGAAAGUGAAAAAAAGAGUUAUGCAGAAUUAGAAGAACUCCCCGGAUGUAUAAGAAAAAUGGCGAACCAAUUCAAUAAGCUGUUUGCCAAAGGAAAAGAAAUAUACCUAAAACUUCAAAGUACAUAUCCCUACUUUGAUGAAGGUAUAAUUAUACGACCCAAGCAUAUUGUUAAGAUGGGUCUAGCAAAUGGAUCGUAUCCAGAGAUCCAGAAAAAGGCAAUUAAAUUUACCUAUAAAAUGUUUGUAGAACAAAUUAAUCAAUUCUACAACUACAGCCGUCAAUGGGGAACCACGAACACUGGUUUCAAAGUCCUUGCAGAAGGAGAAGGAAUAAUGGUCAUUUCAAACACCACUAAGAAGGCCACAGAAUGGAUGGUAAACAAAAUGAUCAAAUUCGAAGAAGACCUGAUCAAUAUCAAAGGAAACUUCGAAGUCAUGCCAGAAGACCUCAAACACUUCGUGUGCGAAAAACUUCAAAAGUACGAAGCACAUAAGUGUUCUCUGUGCCCAGAAGAAUUUCCUCCUCUGAAGGAAGAAGAAAAGUGUGAUGCAUGCAGUGACGUCUCCAAAUCCGACAACAUCAAAAGCACGGACCCCAUUUCAACCACUCAGACCUCAAUAAUGUCAACUUUAGUGGUUGCGUAA
This is a messenger RNA of Striga asiatica, 1797 nucleotides long. NCBI's taxonomy places the organism in Eukaryota, Viridiplantae, Streptophyta, Magnoliopsida, Lamiales, Orobanchaceae. The record is from the annotation of a GenBank genome assembly.